CAGUUUCAUGCAGAAAAUCCUCUAUGGGGGGAGGUACACAGUGAAGUGGAUGGGAAUUCUCCUCGGCGAGUUCACACUUUCCGGUCCCUUCUACCACGGAAUCGAUUUGGUCGACCCCUACAACUUGACGAGUGCUAUGCGGACGAACACCAAGCACAUGCCGUACAGCUACAACACGAGAGUGUCGACGCUUUUGGACGAUCAGGAAGUGUUAGUGUUACCUGGUGUCCCGUAUCGGUUAGUGUUGCACGGCACCAAUCUGCG
Messenger RNA from Amoebophrya sp. A120, 264 nucleotides. Lineage: Eukaryota; Dinophyceae; Syndiniales; Amoebophryaceae. The record is from the annotation of a GenBank genome assembly.